AUGAAGAUAGGAGAGAUGCUGAGACUAGCCAAAAGCCGCAGAAUACCUGAUCCGCUGCCAAUCCCACCGCCCUGGCCAUGGCUUCCAAGCGUCUGUCUGCCAUUGGUCCCAUGGUUUUCAGAUGCUAUAAAAUAUGAGAACGGGCGAGAAGUCUGCAACUGUAGCAUUAUUGUGGAAUGGGCCAAAGGAAACCCAAGACGACCACUAGUCAGUAAUGGUUAUGAUGAAUGCUAUCGAUGUCAUCGACCAGGCCACUGGGCCAGAGAUUGCCCUGAUGACCGCUAUUAUGGUUACAGAAGGCCUGGCCGAAGCAGUUAUUACAGAUCACCUUCUCCCAGAAGACGACGACGAUCCCGUUCACGGUCUCGUUCAAGAGAUAGACGUCGUAGACGAUCGCGGUCACGGUCCCGUAGUCGUGACAGGAGAAGUAGUAGCCGGGAACGGAGGCGCCGAAGCCCCAGCAGUGAGAGACGGCGAGGUCGAGAUAAACACAGUCCGGAGAAUUAUAAACGCGAAAAAAGUGCAUCGAGGUCCAAAAGCCGGUCACGGUCAAAAUCUGCCAGUCGGUCCCGGAGUCGCUCUCCUAGUCAGUCAAGAAGCAGGUCUCGUAGCGCCUCCAAAGUAAAGACGAAUGCCAAAGAUUUGCCAAAAAAAAUUCUCUCUCUCUCUCUCUCUCUCUCUCUCUCUCUCUCUCUCUCAUUUAAAAAUUCUCUCUUUCUCAUUUAA
This is a messenger RNA of Acanthosepion pharaonis, 726 nucleotides long. Lineage: Eukaryota; Metazoa; Mollusca; Cephalopoda; Sepiida; Sepiidae. The record is from the annotation of a GenBank genome assembly.